Molecule: messenger RNA, 909 nt
Organism: Tinamus guttatus (white-throated tinamou)
Lineage: Eukaryota; Metazoa; Chordata; Aves; Tinamiformes; Tinamidae
Source: RefSeq, a predicted model, not a curated record
UUCAUGUUUGGGAUUCAGGAAAGCAUCCAGCGGAGUGGGAGCAGCAUGAAGGAAGAGCCCCUCGGCGCGGGGAUGAACGCGGUGCGGACGUGGAUGCAGGGAGCCGGCGUCCUGGACGCCAGCACGGCCGCUCAGAGGAAGGAGUUUUCAAAACUCUGUUCGCUGCUGAUGGAGGCUGAUGAUUUCCGAAUGACACUUUCCUCCUCCGAUAAGCAGCGAGUUUCUCGCAGAGGUGGGGACGUGCUGCGAUCGCUUGCGUGUCCUCGGCCAAGAGGCUCACGCCAGGCGCCCUGCCGUGGAGGGCAACGCGCUGUCCCGGCGCCCACGCACACGUUGUGUCAGCCGUGGGGCACGGGGCUGCCCAGGGAUCCUGCUGAGGGUUUUGUCCCCACCGUGUGUCCCACGGCAGAUCCCGCGUGUGGAUACGAAGCGUCUGGGUGCUCUCCCGCACGGCGAGCCGUCCAUGCGCAGCCGGGCUGCGGGAAUAAGGAGCGGGAAAUGCUCGUGGGAUUGGUCCCAAGCGGCAUCGUAGCGAGUCGUGGGCAGGAUAACGGGCUUGGCCCUUGGUGGCAGCCGCAGAGAAGCGCUGAGUCAAUGCUGCAGAGAAGCUUGAGGGAGGGUCGAGGGCUGCUGGGCUCUCUUGCUGGCACUCGUCGUAGCCGGCGCUCGGCUUUGCACACCUGUUUGCACGACGAAACUGGGCAACGGGAAUGGGAGCUGGGGCCGAGCCGCUCAGAAAGGAACUCAGUGGUGGCUUACGCUUCCCAGAAUUUCCUAGACGUUCCCGGAGAAGGAAGAUGCGUGGGAGAAUUCCCGCUUUUGGGAAAUGACGAUGCGUGCGGCGCGACGCGAGGCCGUCGCGCAGACAGGGUCUGGGGCGCGUCGUGCGUGCGAAGGAGGGAUCGCUGA